Molecule: messenger RNA, 1300 nt
Organism: Trichoplusia ni (cabbage looper)
Lineage: Eukaryota; Metazoa; Arthropoda; Insecta; Lepidoptera; Noctuidae
Exons: 2
Coding region: 297-998 (233 amino acids)
Biological process (GO): regulation of transcription by RNA polymerase II
Cellular component (GO): transcription regulator complex; nucleus
Molecular function (GO): DNA binding
Source: RefSeq, a predicted model, not a curated record
GAGGAAUCCACUAACUGUAUUUAAUACAAAGGUAUUUUCAGAUAACCAGAAAUCAGAAGACACAAAAACUUUCAUAUUGCAUAAAAGACAAAAUAUUUAAAUAGAGAAUAUAUCCAUCACCGACUCCCAAAACCGAGAAACAACAACUCAAAUCAUACACACUCUAGUCGAUCGAAAACACGUAGCGUUGCCGGCCGCCAUCGUGCCACUGUGGCACUACAGCGGCGCCCUGUCGCCCCUCAGUCGCCCCACACGCGCCAACAAAACCGCACGCUCGUUCUAAAUAUCCUCGCAAAAUGGCCGAAAUUGACGUCGAAGCGCUCAUACAAGCAGUGAGAAAGCGCCCAGCGCUAUACAACAAAAAUGAUCAUAAUUACUUCAGCCAUAAGAAACACAAAGCUAAACUGUGGACUGAAGUUUGUAAAGAUGUGUUCAGCGAUUGGGACGAGUUCAAGCCGCAGAAUAAAGUGGAAUCUGGUCAUGAACUCCAGCGACGGUGGAAGAGCCUCCGAACCUGCUUUUCCAGAGAACUAAAUUUACAGAAAAAGGAGAAAGCGACGGAAAAUCAAGGAAAACGAAGGAAAAAAAGAAAACGAUAUGAGUAUUUCAACAUGAUGUCUUUCCUUCUAGAACCAGGAGAACCAGGUGAAGAAAACGACUUAACUGCAGACACAGACGAUGACUCAUCAGAUCCAUUAGAUACAGUUAAACAUGAACCAAUAGCUUACGAAACAUCAGAUGUUGGUAACUCCUCACGGUGUGAUAUGGAAACUGAAGUGGGCAUCAUAAGACCGGUGUUCGAGAGAAACGAAAAUCCAGAAGAUAAAAUCCUUGAAAUGCUUAAAGAUAUAAAGAAGGACGAAGAAGAUGAAGAUCGCCAGUUUAUGCUGUCAUUAGUGCCGAGUUUUAGGAAGUUACCAGAUAAGAAGAAGUUUGAAGCUAGGAUUGAAAUUUUGAGAGUUUUAAAGGACAUAACAUUUAGGGACGAACCUAAGUAGAUUUGACUUUCAAUCAAACAUACUUACUGUUUUAUUAUUGUUUACGAUUUAUUAAUUAAGUAUUGUUUGUUAUGUUUACUAAGCCUAAUUGAAAAGAGAAAAACCGAAGCUGAUUAUUUUUUAUUAAGUAAUGAACGUAAUAUUAACAGAGGUUGUGAUUACGCUCAAGUUUAACUACAUAGGUAAAUCUCUUAAAAAAAAAUGGGGGUUCCUUGAAAGUGUAAGAUAUUCCUUUUUAUGAAUCAAAGUCGUUUUAUUUUAGGAUGUUUGUAUCGUCAGGUUAUUAAACACAUUUAAUAUAA